GAACAGACAAUCCAAAGGACUAGAACUAGCAUCUGUAACUGUUCUCUACUCUUCCAUUUCCCUUGUAGACUUGGUGUGACUUGUGAGUGGGGUGUGUGUGACCCUUUGUCUGCUUACAAAAUCCUACUUCUUUACUCAACAAACUCCACUCUUUUCUUCACCAAAAUUGUGUUGCUUUAGAGAAUUCUAGUGAUUGUGCUUUUGAUCCGAGACAGACAACGGCGAGAGAACAAGUUUAAAGAAAGAUGGGAGAGAAGCCUGAAGUGUUGGAUGCUGUCUUGAAAGAGACUGUUGAUUUGGAAAACAUACCUAUUGAGGAAGUUUUUGAGAAUUUGAGAUGUACUAAGGAGGGACUUACUGCUACUGCUGCACAAGAGAGGUUGUCCAUUUUUGGGUACAACAAGCUCGAGGAGAAGAAGGAGAGCAAAUUCUUGAAAUUUUUGGGGUUUAUGUGGAAUCCUCUCUCAUGGGUUAUGGAGGCUGCUGCUAUCAUGGCUAUUGCUCUUGCCAAUGGAGGAGGAAAGCCUCCGGACUGGCAGGAUUUUGUGGGUAUCAUUACAUUGCUUAUAAUCAACUCCACAAUUAGUUUUAUUGAGGAGAACAACGCUGGCAAUGCAGCAGCUGCCCUGAUGGCUCGACUUGCUCCGAAAGCAAAGGUCCUUCGAGAUGGAAAAUGGAAGGAGGAAGAUGCUGCUGUUCUUGUGCCUGGGGACAUAAUCAGUAUUAAACUGGGAGAUAUCAUUCCAGCUGAUGCUCGCCUUCUUGAGGGUGAUCCGCUCAAAAUUGAUCAGUCUGCUUUGACUGGUGAAUCUCUUCCUGUAACAAAAGGUCCUGGAGAUGGUGUAUACUCUGGUUCCACGUGUAAGCAGGGAGAGAUAGAAGCUGUAGUCAUUGCUACAGGGGUUCAUACCUUUUUUGGGAAGGCAGCUCACCUUGUAGACAGUACAAACCAAGUGGGACACUUUCAGAAGGUUUUGACUGCUAUAGGAAACUUCUGCAUCUGUUCAAUUGCUGUGGGGAUGAUAAUUGAGAUUAUUGUGAUGUACCCUAUCCAACACCGCAAAUAUCGUCCCGGGAUAGACAAUCUUCUUGUUCUUCUGAUUGGUGGGAUUCCAAUUGCCAUGCCAACUGUUCUCUCAGUCACGAUGGCAAUCGGUUCUCAUCGUCUUGCUCAACAGGGCGCCAUUACGAAAAGGAUGACGGCUAUAGAGGAGAUGGCUGGCAUGGAUGUUUUGUGCAGUGACAAGACGGGAACCCUAACACUGAACAAGCUGACUGUUGACAAAUUCCUUAUCGAGGUAUUUGCCAGAGAUGUUGAUGCAGACACUGUAGUUCUAAUGGCAGCUCGAGCCUCUCGAACAGAGAACCAGGAUGCCAUUGAUGCCGCUAUUGUUGGGAUGUUGGCUGAUCCAAAGGAGGCACGUGCUGGCAUUCGUGAAAUACACUUCCUUCCUUUCAAUCCAACUGAUAAACGGACAGCACUUACUUAUCUUGAUGGUGAAGGAAAAAUGCAUAGGGUCAGCAAAGGUGCACCGGAACAGAUUCUACAUCUUGCACACAACAAGUCAGAUAUAGAACGUAGAGUUCAUGCAGUGAUUGAUAAGUUUGCUGAGCGGGGUUUGCGCUCGCUUGCUGUGGCAUAUCAGGAAGUUCCAGAGGGAAGAAAGGAGAGCGCUGGGGGACCAUGGCAGUUCAUUGCUCUCCUACCUUUGUUUGAUCCACCUAGGCACGACAGUGCUGAGACUAUAAGGAGGGCUUUAAACCUUGGAGUGAAUGUCAAAAUGAUCACAGGGGAUCAACUGGCAAUUGGAAAAGAAACUGGGCGCCGUCUGGGUAUGGGUACAAAUAUGUAUCCGUCAUCUGCUCUAUUGGGACAGACUAAGGAUGAAUCUAUCUCUGCUUUGCCAGUUGAUGAACUUAUAGAGAAGGCUGAUGGUUUUGCUGGUGUUUUCCCUGAGCACAAAUAUGAGAUUGUAAAGCGCUUGCAAGCUAGGAAGCAUAUCUGUGGUAUGACUGGUGAUGGAGUCAAUGAUGCUCCUGCUCUAAAAAAAGCUGAUAUUGGGAUUGCUGUUGAUGAUGCCACUGAUGCGGCUCGUAGUGCUUCUGAUAUUGUCCUUACUGAACCUGGUCUUAGUGUCAUCAUUAGUGCUGUUUUGACCAGUCGAGCAAUCUUUCAAAGGAUGAAAAACUACACGAUAUAUGCCGUUUCUAUCACAAUCCGUAUUGUGCUUGGUUUUAUGCUUCUGGCUCUGAUAUGGCAGUUUGACUUUCCGCCUUUCAUGGUGCUUAUCAUUGCAAUUCUUAAUGAUGGUUAGUCUUUUCACCAACAGAAAUAUAUCUGAUACUUAAGCCUUUAAUCCUUCAUCUCGACCUCUAAUAUAGGACGAUAUUAAAAGUAUGGGGUAAGUUUAGAACUGAAAUGUUAUUAGCCUAAUUUUGCUGUAGUUUUUUCUUCCAAUGUGUGCAGCACCUCUCUGGUUAGUAUCUCAUCCGAGUAUUAGUUUCUGCUCACAUCUUUACUCAGUGUGUUGACAUCUAACUACCAAA
Messenger RNA from Nicotiana tabacum (common tobacco), 2547 nucleotides. Lineage: Eukaryota; Viridiplantae; Streptophyta; Magnoliopsida; Solanales; Solanaceae. The record is from RefSeq and is a predicted model, not a curated record.